This is a messenger RNA of Archocentrus centrarchus (flier cichlid), 482 nucleotides long. It is a transcript of the gene cox7b, whose product is annotated as cytochrome c oxidase subunit 7B. Gene Ontology annotation, biological process: mitochondrial electron transport, cytochrome c to oxygen. The transcript is spliced from 3 exons. Bases 100 to 330 code for a protein of 76 amino acids. NCBI's taxonomy places the organism in Eukaryota, Metazoa, Chordata, Actinopteri, Cichliformes, Cichlidae. The record is from RefSeq and is a predicted model, not a curated record.
UUGGCGCUGAACGCGGCACAACUUCCGCUCUGCCUACGUGCGGCGGCCAUAUUACACUUCCGCACUUCAAGGGUAUCUGAAGACGCAAGGCAAGGCAACAUGUACCGGUUUGCUAAAGCUGCAGUGAACAUCAGCGGCCAGGCCGUGCGGCAGGUGAGGCAUGGAUCCAGCGUCCGCCAGGACUUCCACUCCAAGUACGGCACUGGUCUGUUGCUCAGUGGAGCAGUCUUCUGCACGGCCAUAUGGGGAUAUGUGGUGACUUCGACUGGUAUGACCUGGAAUCUGUCACCUGUCGGGAAGGUCAAGCCCAAAGAGUGGAGGGAAGAGUGAAGACCCGCCACGGCGGCAGAGCGGCCUCCGCCCGAGAAACCUUCUGUUUGUACAGAUGAAUAAAAUAAUAUCUGCUUGUUCAGACAGCGAAUGCUCUUGUUUAUUCCAACAUGUUUCUUUGUCCAAAUAAAUUGUGUGAUCUUGCUGACCCC